Messenger RNA from Penicillium roqueforti, 789 nucleotides. RefSeq names its product SDR family NAD(P)-dependent oxidoreductase. The record is from RefSeq and is a predicted model, not a curated record. Gene Ontology annotation, molecular function: oxidoreductase activity. Lineage: Eukaryota; Fungi; Ascomycota; Eurotiomycetes; Eurotiales; Aspergillaceae. Bases 1 to 789 code for a protein of 262 amino acids. The transcript is spliced from 2 exons.
AUGGAUGUCCCGGAAGCGCCUAUCUUUCCCCUCCUUGAAGGCAAGGUUGCCAUCAUCACAGGAGGCGCCCAAGGCAUGGGCAAGGCUACCGCGUCUGUGUUCCUCCGGGCAGGGGCCAAGGUAGUCAUUGCCGAUCUGAAGGAAGAGCAAGGAGCUCAGGUUGCAGAAGAGCUUUCCUCUCUGGGAGAAGUCCGUUUUGUGAAGACCGACAUCUCCAAGUCAGAGGAUGUACAAAACCUCAUUAAGGAGACCGUCAGCGCAUUCGGCAAAUUGGACGUGGCGAUCAACAACGCAGCCAUGACUCCCGAUCAGACUCCCCUGAUCGGUUUCGACGAGUCAUAUUGGCGCAGAUUGGUUGAUAUCAAUUUGACCGGUACCGCGCUGUGCUGUAAAUAUCAGAUGCAGCAAAUGGAAAAGCAGGGCACAAAGGGCUCGAUUGUCAAUAUUGCUUCAAUCAAUGCCUAUUCACCGCAGCCAAAUAUGCCAGCAUACACGGCAACUAAGCAUGCACUCCUGGGCUUGACCAAGCAUGCAGCGACUGAAGGUGGCCCGAAGGGUAUCCGAGUUAACGCCAUUGCGCCUGGAGCGAUCUUCAGUGAUAUGUCGGCCGCAGCGUUGGAGAUUAUGGGCACCACCCAUGAUGAGUUUGCGCCCAAGGUUAGCAGCUUGAACAGAUUCGGACAGGCCCAUGAGGUAGCGCAGGGGUCGCUUUGGCUUGCAUCUGACUGUUCGUCGUACGUAAACGGAAUUUGUAUUCCCAUUGAUGGAGGAUUCCUGGCCAAAUGGUAG